This is a messenger RNA of Solanum pennellii, 5658 nucleotides long. RefSeq lists its product as uncharacterized. The coding region runs from base 128 to 5380 and encodes 1750 amino acids. The record is from RefSeq and is a predicted model, not a curated record. The transcript is spliced from 11 exons. Gene Ontology annotation, cellular component: nucleus; exosome (RNase complex). Lineage: Eukaryota; Viridiplantae; Streptophyta; Magnoliopsida; Solanales; Solanaceae.
UCCCCACAAAUUCCCUUUUCAGAAUUUCGCCCUCCAAUUUCGUCGGCCAAAGUUUCCCUCCGUAACCGCCAUUGCAAUAGGAGAGAGAAAGCUAGAGCGCGCGGAGAGAGAGAGAGAUUGGGCUCAAAUGGCGAAUAUCGACGAAGAGAGGAAACAGGUCAUAAAGCAUUCGGUAAAAAAACUUACUGAGGAACGAGGAGGAAGAGGAGAAUCUUCGUUUCUGAACAACAACAAUUCCUCAGGAAGCAAAGAAGAAGGAGAACUUACUGCAUCUGAUAACGAUGAUCGAAAUGUUUGUUCCACCGAUCAGCUUACGAGCAGUGUUUCUGCUCCAUUGGAGCGGCAGGUUCACGUUGAUACAGUGAAUGGGAAUUCUCAGGAUACUCAGGCAGAAAAAAAUACUUCUUCCAGCAAAAUGGGUUGCUCAAUUGAUGCGCCUUCUAGUACACCUCAUGAAUCAGCUCAUCCGAAGAGUUCUAAAAAGAAUCGAGAGCAUUUUGUACCGUUUCUGAUAAGCUUCUCAGAUGAAAGUGGCAGUGACUGUGAAAAUUCUGGACGGAAGAAGAUUUCAGCAAGUAAAAACAGAACCUUUGCUGAGGAUAAAUUUAUUAAACCACCAGCACCUGCUCCUCGAAGACCUCAGAAAUUGCAAAAGAUUACUAGAAAUGAGGCAAAGUUGAUGCCAAGCAAAGGGGCUGUAAGUCAGAAUGUUUCUUCUUUAUUGACCAAACCUAAUGGAGGCACUUACGGAAAUGCUGCCCGCUUGCAUAGCUUUACAAAGUUUAACAACUCAAAUAAGGUAGCUACCCUUGACCAUGGGAAAAGAGCAAAUGUACAUCUGAACUCUAGUAAACUUCAUGACUUGCGCCAAAUGAUCGCGAUUCGCGAGAAUCAAUUAAAUCUUGAGAGAUUACAGAAUACCAAAAAGUUAACUUCAGCUUCGUGUAGGGAUGUAAAUCUUGUCAAUAAAAGGAAUUUGGUGGUGAGGGCAUCUAGAGAAACUACUAAUGAUAAUUUACAGGAACUACAAGAACCAGAUAAGAAACGCAAAAAAAUUGUUUCGUCAAAUCCAAGUUGGGGUUUCUCAAACUCCCAUGAAAUUAUGUCUAUGGUUAUAGGAUCAAAAAAGUGUGCAUUAAAGGAUUCCUGUCAACUGGAACCAGCUGAUCGUAGCAGUCCUGGAGAAAAAUAUCCGUCUUGUUCAGUCAUUGCUGGACAACUGAAACAAAAAGAGUAUCAGGGCGCUUCUUCUUCAACAAAUCCAUCUCUCACUCUCAAAGAUGGUAUUGAUACCGUAAGGAAUCUCAAUCAGAGUUCCAGCAAUUCGUCAAAAGAAAUUGCAAGUAAAGCUGCCAAUAAAUUGGACAAGACAGAGCAUGCUGCUGAACUUUGUAGUCAGUACAAUCAGCCUCUUUUACCGAAGAAAGUGAGUUCUGGGCUUGCUGGUGUUAAUGUAACUGAAAAGAGCGGCAGCAAUCUAGUCAGAUCUAAUGAAAACACACAGAAGCCUUCUCCCGAUGGUAACAACAUUGCAGCCUUCACCAAUGGUGCGGGCAGCAAUGCUGUGGCCAAUGUUACAUCUCUGAACUUUCCAAGCUUUUGGAACUUCUGUGACAAGCCGAAUAUUAGUGGAAGCAACAGAAUAGACUUGCAACCGCUGUUGAAUUUAGAAGAACUGCAAGAUAAAGAACUGGAAGAAGCACAGGAAUAUCGCCGCAAGUGCGAGAUUGAAGAAAGAAAUGUUCUGAAAUCUUACCGAAAAGCUCAAAGGGCCUUGAUUGAAGCUAAUGCUAGAUGCUCUCACCUAUACAGUAGAAGAGAACAGUACUCAGCCCAGCUUCGAGAUCUUAUGAUGGGAAAUCCAAAUUUGUUGCUGUCUUGUGGGUUUCCUGAUGAGACUGGAAUUGGAUUGGGCUCCUUACAUGCAAUUUCUGAUGUUAAUUUGCAUUCAGUUCCCUCUUCAAGUUGUGCAGUGCAGCCUACGUUUGACUUCAACAAUCAACAUGAAGCCAAUUUAAAUGUCCAUCCAAAUAAUGUCGCUCUUCAAAACGUCUCCAGUUUUCAGGAGCAUUACAAUUUGGCAUCUGAUCCCUGCAGCGAGCCUGAUUGUAUCACAUUCAAGCCUCAUAAGGAAGAUAAUGGUGCAAAUAACAUGUGCUCCCCUUCUGAGGAUUUCAGUAUGUCUCGUAAUGAGGAUGAAGGGACAUUUCUGUUCGAAGAUAAAUCUCCAGAAAACCAUCUGGACUAUCAAGGAAAGGAAAAAUCCAUAGUUGACAUGGACAAGAAUAUGAACAAUACAUCAGAGGGGCAAUCAACGAUGGAUAAUUCUCAGGAUUCUUUAAUCCUUGAAGCAACUUUGCGCUCUCAGCUUUUUGAAAGACUAAGGAUGAGAACUUUGUGCCAGAAGGAGUGCCCACAAGAGAGCCUGGAAGCCGUAGCUGAAGGAAGCACAGAAAAUAAUGAGCUUGUGGGAAGGGUGGUAAUGGGCGAUAGAUUAUGCUCCGAUUCAGAGCGAGAGAUUGAGCCACAACAAGGAUCUGAUUUUCAAGGUCGUGAUGUGAUGAGUACGAUGUUUAAGAUGCCUGCUGAGGUGGACCGUCAGUGCAACAAUGAGAAGUUUGAUUCUACUUCUGCAUCACCUUCCUCUUAUAUUUGUUUAGAUAGUUGUAUCAACACAAGCAAUGACAAAUCUCAGUUUGCAAGCUCAUUCACCUUUUCAUAUCCUAUUUUGAAGAGUGCUAUCUUAGACUUCAAGGCUUCAGAUUCCAUGGAUCUACUCAAAUUACAGAUUGAAAAUUCCAGUGUACAAACUUCUCAUGAUCAGGGGGAAGACAAUUUUGGUAGCAGCACCAUUCCAAGCAUUUCAAGUGCGGUCUCAGUUGAAGCAGCUUCACUGGAUUUAAUUGGCAGUAAGAGUGGGUCUUACUCUUGCAAUUUUACCAUUGACCCGCUUUGGCCACUUUGUAUCUUUGAACUUCGGGGAAAAUGCAAUAAUCCUGAGUGUUCUUGGCAACAUGUUAGAGACUACUCUUCUGGCAGUAGAAUGAAGGUGACAUUGGAUAAUGAUGACAGGGUUGGAUCACCAAUUCAAGGACAGCUAUCUUCUGCCGAAAGAACUCUUACCAAGUCACUUGACUGCCUUGGUUUGGCUCCCCCAACUUAUUUGGUUGGCUUGGAUGUUCUGAAAGCUGAUCUGCAGUCAUGUAAAUCCAUUCUAAGUCAUGAGUACAGCCAACUGUGGGUGAAGUGUUUCAGUCUUACCUUUGUUCUCUCUAGUCAGCUGCCCACUGAUUUACCAUUUGAUGGGCCGUUAUUUCAUGGCGCUAAUGCUCGUGUUGAGGUCCAGGGUGGUUGGAAUAGGCAAUCACUUUAUUUUCAAAGCAGAAAUGGAUCAUCGGGUCCAUGCAAGGAACUAUCCGCUGAUGAUGACCAGAUUGUAGAGAUGGCUCUUCUUAAUCUCAGUCAGGAGGCUAAUAAACCGAAGGGAAGAUCACAGGCUCUUAAACUCCUUGCUCGAGCUUUGGAAGUUAAUCCUACAUCAGCAGUUGUCUGGAUUGUUUACCUGUUACUUUACUAUAGCAGUCAGAAGUCCAUUGGAAAGGAUGACAUGUUCAAAUGUGCGGUUGAGCACGCUGAAGGCUCUUACGAACUCUGGCUUUUAUAUAUAAAUAGUCGAACACAGCUGGAUGAGAGGCUGGCUGCGUAUGAUGCUGCACUCUUGGCCCUGUGUCGCCAUGCAUCUGUAUCUGACAGAAAUGCUCUUUUAGCCAGUGAUGGCAUAUUGGAUAUACUUUUGCAGAUGAUGAAUUGUCUGUGCAUGUCUGGAAAUAUUGCUACAGCUAUUGAUAAAAUCAAUGAGCUAUAUCCCACAGAAGAGAAAUCUGAUAGCCCGUUCAGACUGUCUCUUCCUGAUAUCAUUACAUGCUUAACCAUUUCUGAUAAAUGUGUUUUCUGGGUCUGUUGUGUCUACUUGGUUGUGUACAGGAAACUUCCUGUGACCGUUCUGCAGCGAUUUGAAUAUCAGAAAGAACUUUCUUCCAUAGAUUGGCCGUCUACUGACUUGACCUUUGAUGAGAAGCAACGUGGUGUCUCUCUGAUGGAAUUAGCAGUAGAUUCUCUAGCAUUAUACAUCGAUAGAGAGUCUCUUGAAGCUGAAGCAAAUCUCAGGGCAGCACACCUGUUUUCAGUCAAUCAUGUUAGAUGUGUAGUGGUGCUUAAGGGUUUAGAAUGUAGUAAGAGUUUGUUAGAGAACUAUGUCACGUUGUAUCCAUCGUGUCUAGAACUUGUUCUGAUGUUAGCUCGGGCAGAGUAUGAUUUUGCAGAUGGAAGUUUUGAAGGUUUUGAAGAUGCAUUAGAUAACUGGUUUGAUGAAGUUCCUGGAGUUCAAUGUCUUUGGAACCAGUAUGUCCAAUGCGCACUCCAAGACAGGAAAAGAGAUUUUGUUGAGGGAUUAAUGGCUCGGUGGUUCCAAUUUUCAUGGAAACACAAAUAUUCCCAAAAUAGUUGUCUGGGUGCUGUAGAUAGUGAUAACUCCCAGUCUUUACCAGAGUCUGCUUCAGUAUCUGAUAUUGCUGCUCUCUUUUCCAGUUCUAGCCCGAAUGAUUAUGUAUUUGGGAUGCUGAACUGUUCCAUCUAUAAGCUAUUACAAAAUGACUAUACUGAAGCUCAAUUAGCCAUUGAUAGAGCAUUGGAGGCUGCUUCUGCUGAAAGUUACAAUCACUGUGUGAGAGAACGUCUUUUGUUUCCGCGUGCAGAGAAUUUGGACAAUGAUGGGAAAGUAUUGAGACUUCUGUCUGGUUAUUUGGCUGAUAAGCGUGCUUCCAUCACAUCUGAGCCAUUGUCCAGACAAUUCAUCCAAAGAAUUAAGAAGCCUAGAGUCCGGCAGCUAGUUGGCAAAUUGUUAUGUCCGGUGUCAUCGGAGCCUUCCAUGGUCAACACAGUUCUGGAAGCAUGGUAUGGUCCAUCUCUCUUACCUGAAAAGAAAGACGAACUCACCAACUUUGUUGACAUGGUUGAGAGCUUAAUGGGGAUGCUUCCUUCCAACUAUCAUCUGGCAAUUUGUGUAUGCAAGCAGAUUACGAAAACCUCAAGUCCAGCAAACACUUCUGGUGGCGUCUCCUUCUGGGGAAGUGCUCUAUUGAUAAGUGCAUUAUUUCAAGCUGUUCCCGUUGCGCCAGAAUAUGUAUGGGUAGAAGCUGCAGAUAUUUUGCAUGAUCUUACAGGUUCCCCGUCCCUAUCCGUCAGUUUCCUGAAGAGAGCUCUGUCUGUAUAUCCAUUCUCUGUAAUGCUGUGGAAAUCUUAUCUCAGUUUGUCCGAGGCCGAAGGAAACUCAGAAGCUGUUAAAGAAGCAGCAAUGGCAAAAGGUAUUGAACUCCAGUAACUAAUGCACACACCCCUUCUAUAAACCUCGGGGCAGUUUUUUUGAUAGCGUACGGAAUUGUGUAUUUUUGUAGAGAACUCGAGAAGUGUACAUGAGAGGAAAAGCAUGCAGUUUCUUGUUGCCAUAGGUAUUUCUUUGAGAGAAACAUUUUUAUUCAGUAGCUUAUGAAUGUUUAGAGUAGAAGUUACCGUAUUGAUAUUUGAUGGAAUGGUACAACGGAAGAUUUACUCUCAUUUCUUGAACUAUUGUGUGUUUGCUUAUUAGUUUUCUUUUGUAUA